Galleria mellonella (greater wax moth) is the source of this 495-nucleotide messenger RNA. RefSeq names its product cytochrome c oxidase assembly factor 6 homolog. Gene Ontology annotation, cellular component: respiratory chain complex IV; mitochondrion. Gene Ontology annotation, biological process: respiratory chain complex IV assembly. Lineage: Eukaryota; Metazoa; Arthropoda; Insecta; Lepidoptera; Pyralidae. The record is from RefSeq and is a predicted model, not a curated record. Bases 188 to 436 code for a protein of 82 amino acids. The transcript has 2 exons.
AAAUGAAUUAUCCUGUCCAUGCAUCUGUUUAAAUUGUUUCGAAUUUUUGGAUAAAAUUUAAAAUAUCCUGUAAAUUAUAAAAUAUUUAUUUUAAUAACUGAGAAAUUUAGUUUCAGUUUCUUAAUAUAAUUGUGUAUAGUUAGGAUAUUGCACGUAGAGUCUUUUUACUGACGAAUAGGCGUUAAAGAUGUCAUAUCCAAAUAAAGAACAAAGAAAAGCUUGUUGGGAUUCGAGAGAUCGUUAUUGGGAAUGUCUAGAUAAAGAAAAUAUUAAAGAUAGCACAAUACGGCCUAAAGCUUGCCUUGAAUUUAGGAGGGCUUUCGAGAAAUCCUGCCCGACACAGUGGGUGUUGCAUUUCGACAGGAAAAGGGACUUUAAUGUUUAUAAAGAAAAAAUACAGAAAGAAGGCUAUGAGCCAAUUAAAGACACUCAAUAAUGUUUGUUACCUAAGUAGUAAUGCAUUGUAAAUAUUAGUAAAUUAAUAUUAAUGUUUAA